Messenger RNA from Anopheles nili, 6640 nucleotides. It is a transcript of the gene Col4a1, whose product is annotated as collagen alpha-1(IV) chain. NCBI's taxonomy places the organism in Eukaryota, Metazoa, Arthropoda, Insecta, Diptera, Culicidae. The transcript has 6 exons. The record is from RefSeq and is a predicted model, not a curated record. Gene Ontology annotation, molecular function: extracellular matrix structural constituent. Gene Ontology annotation, cellular component: collagen trimer. Bases 1 to 5328 code for a protein of 1775 amino acids.
AUGGGAACCCGAUUAAAAUGGUUAAUCACUACCUCGUUGAUAGUUUGGUUUGGGCAACAUGCGUACGCGCAAUUCUGGUCAGACCAGUCAAAUGGUGUGGGGUUGUUUAACCGCCCCGAACAGGAUCAUCCCCGCCAGCUGCCACAAAACAUCGAUCCCAGUUACAGUCUAAUCGACACCGCCAGUGGACCACAAGGACCUCCGGCGAAGAACUGCACCUCCGGGGGUUGCUGCACACCGAAAUGUUUCGCGGAAAAGGGCUCUCGGGGUAUGCCGGGCCCGCAGGGGUUGAAGGGUGCCAAGGGUGUGCGUGGAUUCCCCGGUUCGGAGGGUUUGCCCGGUGAGAAAGGCACGAAAGGUGAACCGGGACCGGUGGGACUGCAGGGUCCGAAGGGUGACCGUGGAAGAGACGGAUUGCCCGGUUAUCCUGGCAUCCCUGGAACGAAUGGAGUCCCCGGAACGACGGGCGCGCCCGGAUUGCCGGGACGGGACGGUUGCAACGGAACGGACGGUGUGCCGGGGUUGUCCGGGUUGGCGGGAAAUCCAGGACCACGUGGAUACGCCGGUAUGCCGGGUUCGAAGGGCGAGAAGGGUGAACCGGCACGGCAUCCGGAGAACUACAACAAGGGCCAGAAGGGUGAACCGGGUAACGAUGGGUUGGAGGGUUUGCCGGGGCCGCAGGGUGAGGUGGGACCGCGAGGAUUCUCGGGAAGGAUUGGUGAAAAGGGCAUUCCUGGUAUGCAUGGUCCGAAGGGCGAACGCGGCGACAAGGGUGAGUGUGUGAAGGGCGCCAAGGGUGAGAAGGGUCCGAAGGGUGAGGAGAUGUACGGUGCGACGGGUACGCCAACGACAACGACUGGACCGAAGGGCGAGAAGGGUGACCGCGGUGAACCGGGAGAGCCGGGUCGUGCGGGGGAGAAGGGCCAAGCGGGUGACCGAGGACAAGUGGGUGAGCGGGGUCACAAGGGCGAGAAGGGCUUGCCUGGACAGCCGGGACCAAGAGGGCGUGAUGGAAACUUCGGACCGGUGGGACUGCCAGGACAAAAAGGAGACCGCGGAUCGGAGGGCCUGCACGGGCUGAAGGGCCAAAUCGGACCGAAGGGCGACGCAGGACGAGACGGAUUCCCGGGUCAGCCAGGUAUUGCAGGACCUCCAGGAGCUCCCGGAGGUGGUGAAGGACGACCUGGUGCACCUGGACCGAAGGGACCGCGUGGUUACGAGGGCCCGCCCGGACCAAAGGGCAUGGACGGAUUCGACGGUGAGAAAGGCGAACGUGGACAGAUGGGCCCGAAGGGCGGUCAAGGAGUCCCAGGACGACCGGGUCCGGAAGGUAUGCCAGGAGACAAGGGCGAUAAGGGUGAAUCCGGAUCGGUUGGAAUGCCAGGCCCGCAAGGACCUCGCGGAUACCCAGGCCAGCAAGGACUCGAGGGACUGCGAGGUGAACCGGGACAACCCGGCUAUGGAGCACCAGGAAUGAAGGGUAACGCCGGCAUGGCAGGAUUCCCCGGACUGAAGGGCCAAAAGGGAGAGCGCGGUUUCAAGGGCAUGAUGGGAACGCCCGGUGACGCCAAGGAAGGCCGACCAGGAUCCCCCGGUAUGCCGGGACGCGACGGUGAGAAGGGUGAAGCGGGCCGACCAGGACUACCGGGAGCGAAGGGCGAACGUGGUCUGAAGGGCGAGCUGGGCGGACGCUGUACGGAUUGCCGACCAGGGCUGAAGGGCGACAAGGGUGAACGUGGAAAGGACGGUGAAUCGGGACGACCGGGUGCGAGCGGUAUACCUGGCGAGCGGGGUUACCCGGGUGUGAUGGGUGAGGACGGUACACCGGGGUUGCGCGGAGAACCAGGUCAAAAGGGUGAGCCAGGAUUGCUAGGACCGCCGGGUCCUUCCGGUGAACCGGGACGCGAUGCCGAGAUUCCGAUGGAUCAACUGAAACCCCUGAAAGGCGAUAAGGGCGAGACGGGUGAGCGUGGGUUGAUGGGCAUUAAGGGCGAGAAAGGCUUUGCGGGACCCGUCGGACCUGAGGGCAAGGUGGGGUUGCGUGGCAUGAAGGGUGACAAGGGCCGGCCAGGAGAGUCAGGCAUCGAUGGAGCACCAGGAGCACCAGGAAAAGAUGGGCUACCGGGACGUCACGGCCAGACGCUGAAGGGUGAAGCGGGUCUGAAGGGUAACGUCGGGUAUCAGGGUGAAAAGGGCGACAAGGGCUUCGGAGGGUUGAAGGGCGAACCGGGACGAUGCGCCAGCAUUCCACCCAACCUGGAGGAGGCAAUCCGUGGACCACCGGGGGCACCGGGUGAGAAGGGCGCACCGGGCAUGCAGGGUAUCCGUGGGGACAAGGGCGAGACGGGUGAGCUGGGACGCACGGGUAUGCCGGGUAAUGCGGGACCACCGGGAGCAGCUGGGCCAGUGGGGCCACGUGGUUUGACGGGCCAAAGGGGUGAGAAGGGUAACACGGGAGCGUUGGGACCUCCAGGAGCACCGGGACGCGAUGGGUUGGCGGGGGCACCCGGACUUCCAGGAUCGAAGGGAGCGAAGGGUGAUCCGGGCCUGUCGAUGGUGGGACCACCGGGACCGAAGGGUAACACGGGGUUGCGGGGACCGAAGGGUGAACGGGGUGGAUUGGGUGAGCGGGGUGACGCAGGAUUGCCCGGUUCGGUGGGCUAUCCGGGUGAGAAGGGUGACGCGGGCAUUGCAGGACAGCCAGGAUUCCCGGGCGAGGUAGGACCGAAGGGUGAACCAGGACCGAAGGGACCGGCGGGGCAUCCGGGAGCACCAGGACGACCGGGAAUGGACGGAGUGAAGGGGUUGCGAGGGUUGAAGGGUGACAUUGGGGCACCGGGCGUGAUUGGACUCCCGGGACAGAAGGGCGAAACGGGACAGGCAGGUAACGAUGGGUUGAAGGGCUUCCAGGGACGUAAGGGUAUGAUGGGAGCACCGGGAAUCCAAGGACUACCAGGACCCCAGGGUACGAAGGGCGAACAAGGUGAGAAGGGUGAUCGGGGUGAGAUCGGAAUGAAGGGCAUGGUAGGUCCGGGAGGACCUCCUGGAAUGCUAGGACCGAAGGGUGACAAAGGACUUGCGGGGCUUCCAGGACCAGCUUGCCUCCCCGGACUGUCGGGUGAGAAGGGCGACAAGGGUUACUCGGGACCGGAAGGACCUCCGGGAGAGCCAGGUGCCGCCUCGGAGAAGGGCCAAAAGGGCGAACCGGGUGUACCGGGAUUGCGCGGAAACGACGGGCUUCCCGGGUUGGAGGGUCCAACAGGGCCGAAGGGAGACGCCGGAGUGCCCGGAUACGGACGACCCGGACCACAGGGUGAGAAGGGAGAUGUGGGAGUGACGGGCAUAAACGGACUCGCAGGAUUGAAUGGCGUUAAGGGCGAUAUGGGCGUGCCCGGGUUCCCGGGUGUGAAGGGUGACAAGGGAGGCACCGGUCUUCCCGGUGUCCCUGGAGCACCUUGCAUGGAUGGAUUGCCGGGGCUGGAAGGACCUCCAGGACCACGAGGAUACGAUGGCGAGAAGGGCUUUAAGGGCGAACCGGGACGCAUCGGUGAGCGGGGUGAACGUGGAGAGAAGGGUGACGCUGGACUUACCGGUCCCGUCGGUUUGAUGGGCCUGAAGGGAGACCGGGGUGUGCCAGGUGCUCCUGGCCUUUCGGCGUCGGUGUCCGCGAUAAAGGGCGAAAAGGGUGAACCAGGUUUCCCGGGAGCAAUCGGACGUCCUGGAAAAGUCGGUGCACCUGGUCUGCCCGGGGACGUGGGUCCGAAGGGUGAAACGGGUGUUCAGGGACUUCCGGGAUUGCCUGGACCGGCCGGAUUGAACGGGUUGGUGGGCAUGAAGGGUGACAUGGGCUUGCUGGGAGAGAAGGGUGACUCCUGUCCGGUGGUGAAGGGCGAGAAGGGUCUCCCAGGACGACCGGGUAAGACGGGACGCGAUGGACCACUGGGAAUGGUGGGAGAGAAGGGUGACAAGGGGUUGUCAGGGCUCCCCGGACCAAUGGGACCUCCGGGACCUCCGGGUCCGUUGGGACGGCAGGGUGAGAAGGGUGAUCGUGGUGAUUCCGGGUUGGUGGGACGCCCGGGUAAGGAUGGGUUCCCGGGGGCACCGGGAUUGCGGGGGUUGGCGGGACUGCAGGGUGAGAAGGGCGACCAAGGUCCACCCGGGUUCCUUGGCCCCAAGGGUGAUAAGGGCGAGCGCGGAAGGGACGGAGUGAACGGAUUGAACGGACCGCAAGGGUUGAAGGGCGAACGAGGCAUGCCAGGACAGGAGGGUGUGGCCGGGCUACCGGGAAUGGUGGGUGAGAAGGGCGAGCGAGGUUUGUCGGGAAUGGCCGGGUUGAACGGUGCACCGGGUGAGAAGGGACAGAAGGGUGAAACACCUGCUCUUCCACCGCAACGCAAGGGUCCACCAGGACCUCCGGGUUUCAAUGGACCGAAGGGAGAUAAGGGGGCACCGGGAUUGGCGGGACCGGCGGGAAUUCCAGGCGCACCAGGAGCACCAGGUGAGAUGGGUCUGCGGGGCUUCGAAGGUGCCCGAGGACUACAAGGACUACGGGGAGACGUUGGACCUGAGGGACGACCGGGUAGAGACGGGGCACCAGGUCUACCGGGACCAAAGGGUGAGGCAGGACGGGACUGUGAGGCAGCUCCGUACUACACCGGCAUCCUGCUUGUCCGCCACAGCCAGUCCGAUGAGGUGCCAAUGUGUGAACCUGGCCAUCUGAAGCUCUGGGACGGCUAUUCGCUGCUGUACGUCGAUGGCAACGACUUCCCACACAAUCAAGACCUCGGAUCGGCUGGUUCGUGUGUGCGCAAGUUCUCCACACUUCCGGUGAUGAGCUGUGGCCAGAACAAUGUGUGUGGGUAUGCAACACGCAACGACCGAACGUACUGGUUGUCGACGUCGGCACCUAUUCCGAUGAUGCCGGUGGCCGAGAACGAGAUGCGACCGUACAUCUCUCGGUGCACGGUUUGUGAAGCUCCGACAAAUGUCAUCGCCGUACACAGCCAGACGCUCCACAUUCCGGAAUGUCCGUCUGGGUGGGAUGGUCUCUGGAUCGGCUACAGUUUCCUCAUGCACACUGCCGUCGGCCAUGGUGGAGGUGGUCAGUCUCUGUCCGGUGCAGGAUCGUGUCUUGAGGACUUCCGUGCCACACCGUUCAUUGAGUGUAACGGUGUUAAGGGUCACUGCCACUACUACGAAACGCAAACCUCCCUCUGGCUGGUGUCACUCGAGGACCACCAGCAGUUCCAACGACCCGAGCAGCAAACGCUCAAGGCCGGCAACCUGCUCAGCCGGGUAUCUCGGUGCCAGGUGUGCAUCCGCCGCUGAGAUGUCGCUUUGGAGUUUGUUUCCGGGCGUCCUCUUUUACCUCUUUUUGUUUUCACCCACCCGGAAGCGGCACACACACCGUGUUCCGGGUGUUCCGAGGGUAGAUGACAUUAUUUUUUGUUUGUUUGUUUUGGUUCCAACCAAGUUCAGCUUUCACGUCCUUUAGCAGGGGAGAGGGUUGAUCCAUCAUCUCGCGUGCUUCUUAAGGUCUUUGUUAUCGAACCAAAAUGCUUAUAGCACCGUAGCUGUAGCUGUAACGGAGGUAGGAUAAAUUGUAAUACCAGAGCCGCUUCACGGAAACCAACUUACCAGUGCCACACACUGCGGGCGAGGGAGCAUAGCUGUCAGGAUGUCAGGAAAGAAGGAUUCGAAGUGCCGCCUUCUAGAAAGUACCAAAAAGAGAGAGAGAGAGCAAACGUAACAAAGCAAACAUGUAGCAUCGCUGUGCAUUUAGCAGACCCGUUUGAGACACCAAAAACCUAAGCAACCGACAGGACGUGCAAUGUGGUCCGUAAGAAGCGAAAGCAAGCACGCGGCUUGCAGUAGUUGUACGGUAAAUACUAAUGAUAUAAACUCUAUCUUAUUUCCCGAGCGCAGUUGUUAGGAGCCUAAUCACUCUCGUUGCCAUUUCCCACACGUGUUCAAUAGCAACCCGGGACGGUUUUCUUCGGAACAAGACUAAACAAGUGUGUCUAUAUGUAUGUGCUCAGAUAGUUUCUGUAAUACUCCUGUUCCACCUGUUCGUGUGUAUGUCUACACAGCUAGGAUUACGAAGGCACCUGUACCGGACAGGUCUUCAUCUUUUAUCCGAAGGGCGGAAGUAAGAUCUUUGAAUGUUCCAAUUUUGUGAUUCAUUAGAUAGAGCAGCAAAGCAUAGGCAAGCGAUAAAGAAGUAACACAGAAACUGCCAACGUUUUUUUUUGUCUUGUAAGGAUAAUUGGAGCUUUUUCCCUUAGGGUAGAAGAAGGGUGUGCAUGCACACCCGAACUCCCAAAAGUGCCAUGCAUACGCAAAACCCCCUUACACAUCGUUCUCGGCAAGUAACGUAACCAUUUCCCACGCGUACUAACAGAUACAAGCAGUACCGGUAGUAAUUCUAUACGCGUUAGCCUUCGCAAUUCCGGAAGAACUCGAAUGAACGAAAUUAUAAGCCAAACGUAGUGUUUAAUUACGACAAGAAACCACUUCAAGCUCUACGGCUUUCCAGAACGUCGCAACUGCACUUUCUCUCUACUGUUUGAUUAGUUCGUUUUAAUUUUAAUGCGCAAUAAAUGUAACAUAACAGAAACAAUAAUGAAGAUGAAAUAAACGU